Girardinichthys multiradiatus is the source of this 5061-nucleotide messenger RNA. Its product is annotated as palmitoyltransferase ZDHHC23-A-like. The transcript is spliced from 5 exons. NCBI's taxonomy places the organism in Eukaryota, Metazoa, Chordata, Actinopteri, Cyprinodontiformes, Goodeidae. Gene Ontology annotation, molecular function: protein-cysteine S-palmitoyltransferase activity. Gene Ontology annotation, cellular component: Golgi apparatus; endoplasmic reticulum. The record is from RefSeq and is a predicted model, not a curated record. Gene Ontology annotation, biological process: peptidyl-L-cysteine S-palmitoylation; protein targeting to membrane. Bases 255 to 1421 code for a protein of 388 amino acids.
AUGCUGCUACAACAGUUCCACCAGGGCUGACACAUGGCAGUUUUUUUUUUUUUUUUUUUUCCAAAGCAAAUGACUGAUGAGAAACUAGGCUGCUCUGUUCAUCCUUCCCUUCAAUCACUCACAGAAGGAGCUUGGUGACAAGAGGUCAUUUUUCACUUCAUCCUCAGUCACAGGACUAUUUGACUUUCACUUAAAAGAAGUGAAUCUAACUCUGUGGGGCUUUAUAUUCUGCUCAAAAACAAAAGCAGGUCACUAUGAAAUGGGAGAAGUUGAAGCCUCCAGAUCCAGAUGAUCCAAUGUGUUGCUGUGGAUGUGAUAUCUACCAGUACAGUUGUUGCUGUGACUGUGAAGACCUAGAUGAAGCUUUCAAUAGCUGGCUGAAAGAAAAAACACCUUAUUGUGGACUUCAGUCUCCUGUGUUGGGGACCAUGAUCAACAACCUGGAGAUCUCCAUGAUCCCGGCCCUGCUUCUGCUGCCUCUCCUGCUUAGAGCGGCAUCUCUGCACUACCUGCUGGGCAUCAUCAUCCUGACGGCUCUGCCAGGCCUGGUGCUGUCGUACUACUACGCCACGCACCGGAGGAAGAGGCGAACCCUCUUCUUCCUCGCCCUCGCACUGUACUCUCUGGCCUACAUGUAUUAUCUCUUCAUCACAGAGAUUUUGCCCCGUGGGGAUGUCAGCCCACUGCAGAUGUGUGUCGUGACCACUGGGAUGAUUCUCACUAUAGUUUCUCUUAUUCACACUAAGAGAGGUCCAGGGUUUGUCGCUGACUCUCUGCAUGAAGCAAGGAUGGAUGCAGAAGAUCACUCCAAUCACUGUGAUGUAUCUAUUCAACUUGCAGCCCCAGAAAAGACAAGAAAACAGGCCCCAACAACAAAAUGGACCUUGUGUCCAGUCUGCAAAAUAAUGCGACCCCCGCGUGCUGGACACUGCAGAACCUGCGGAUCGUGUGUUCAGCGUCUGGACCACCACUGUGUUUGGAUAAACAGCUGCGUGGGACAAGCAAAUCACCGCAGCUUCCUGCAGACCGUCUGUGUGUUUGUGCUGACCUCCGUGUACGGGAUCAGUUUGGUGCUCCGCAGCCUCUGUCCUUGUCAGUAUCUGGUGACGGCCCUCUUCUACUGCCCCGGCGUCUACAGCCAGCCCAGCACAGCCCUUUGCUUCAUCUGCUGUUGGUACAGCAGCAUUAUAACAGUUGGACUGGUCUACCUUCUGGUGGCACAAGUUCUGAACAUCAGCUUUAACGUGACGGGGCGGGAAGCUCAGCUGGCUCUGAGGAACAAGAAGGGCCAGAGCCGCCUGUGGGGACUCGUGGUCGACACUGGAGAGCAUUCACGUGGCUUUUAUCAGAACUGGGUUGAGUUCCUCACCAUGAAAGAUUCCUCUGUGUCUUUUCACUCCAGCCCCACAGACUUGGUCUAGUUUCUCUUUGUAUCUUACGAAAUCUGAUGACCACAUCAGUCUCAAUGCACAACUUUGAACCCACUGAUGUGGUAUUUGAACAUGACAAUAGUUUCAGCUUACAAAAGCUUGCAAGGGAGAAUAAAGGUUCUGGUGUUAGAAAAAGAGCACACGCUGAUUCAAAUUCAAUUCAAUUCAAAAAUACUUUAUUAAUCCCAAAGGGAAAUAAAUGUUGUUGUAGCUCAUGUUAUACAGGUUUCCUCAAAGAGCCAUUGUAGAUGCUGAUGGCUGUGUGCAGGAAGGAUCUCCUGUAGUGCUCCGUCAUACAGCAGAUCUGGAGAAGCCUCUGACUGAAGACACUCAUGAAGAUGCAUGGUUUGGAGUUUGAAUUUGCUGCACAAUUGCUCUGCUCGUGGUUGUGUUUUAGGAGAAAAAGGUGUCACCACUGUGCAGUUUAUUUAUAUAAGGCAAUUUAUUAUGUACAAAUCAACAGAAUUUUAAAGUGAAAUAAAUGCAUGCUUCAGAAGCAAAAAUAUGAAGAUUAAUUCAAAGAAAUUCUAGAAAAGAUUGAAAUCCUGUCUUCUAGAAUGGGUAACAACCAACUGUCCAUUUGAACUUAUAAAGAACAUAGUCAGUAAAUACGUCUCAGGUGCAUUUUCCUGCAGUAUUCAACAUCCUUUUCCCACGUCACGGUUUCAACUGUUAACCCUUAUGCUUUCUUGACAGAAAUGUUUCUAAUAACUCUUUAAAUCAAUAGAUGUGUCCCCUCGCUCACAAAACUCAGUUCAGAACUUAUUGUCUCCUCUAAUCACCUCAGCAGCUGGCAUUUAAGAGUAGUCUGUCCUCUGCUGCCCUCUUCAGGCCACUCCUUUACUCUCCAAAAAUCUCUAGAAAACUGCUCCCAUUUAUGCUAAUCAGAAAAUGUCCUAAGACAAGGCAUUACAGCUAUAAGUCAAUCGUCAAUUGAAACUGGAUAUUUACAUACACUGUAUAAACAGACACAUAAUCAAUGUAUUGUCACUGUCUGACAUUAAAUCAGACAUUAAAUUUCUUGUUUUUGCUCAUUUAAGAUUAACAAAUAGAAUUCUGUUUGCUAAAUGACAAAAUAAUGAGACAGAAUAUUUUUUAUUGCACAAGUUUACUCUUAAUAAGGUUACUAUUCCUUUAAACAUGUUGGGAAAGCCAAAUAUAACCACACAGUAAUAUAGCUUGUGAUUUCAUUUGUUAGGCUUUUUUCUAUCUGGCCUUCAUUGACUUGAGUAGUGUCCAUCCAUCCAUCCAUCCAUCCAUCCAUCCAUCCAUCCAUCCUUCCAUCCAUCCUUCCAUCCAUCCAUCCAGGGGGCAACAAGUCCAGCAGGACAACCUGGACACCCUAUCAUCAGUGACAUUCUCCAGUUCAUUCUUGGGGAUCCCAAUGUGUUCCCAGCCCAGAAAGGAUACACAAUAUAGUCCCUCAAGUGACUUCUGAAUGUACCCCGGGGCCUUCUCCCAGUGGACAUGCCCAAAAAACCAAACCUCAAAGGGAUGCACCUGGGAGGGAUCCUAAUCAGGAACCUGAAUGAUCUCAAUUGAUUUCUUCUGGUGUGGAGGAAGAGCAGCUCAGCUCUCAGCAACCUCCUCCUAAAUCUCGUUUCGACCAUUAGUCAGACCCUUCUGUCUUUUGUGGACUGCUCAAGAUCUUCUCAUUACUCUUCAUCUACAAGCUCUUUCAUGACCCACAACAGGAAUCUGAUCUAAAGCUUGAGAAAAACAGGUCUUCAAGAACAGAGCCUGUUGCCAUAAACUGAUUUUGAAAGCCAAGGGCAAUGGCAGGAUGAACAUUCCAACUUUCUGUGACAAAGGACAGUUAAAUCUCCUUUUUAUAAAACAGCAACCACCUCAGAUUAUGAAAAGAAAAACUGUUGUCACGCAGACUGCUGCAGCUGCAAGGUUUUGUAAGAGUUCACUUUCAUAACUGUGCGGUUAUGUAACAUUUUUUGGCACACUCCUAUAUUCAAUUUUGAUUUUCUUGGUGCAAAGACAACACCUGUUUAUACUGGUAAGGUAUGCAUGCCAGCUGCUCUGUUUUCAAAUCAUGGCCUUGCAUAUCCUUCUGAAACAUGCGAAAUCCUUAAAAAUCGUUCUAAUUUUUUGGUCACAGCAGCGACAUAAGAUGACGUUUCAUUGCAAAAACUUUAUUGGGUAAAGAUGUUGCAUUCAGUGGUACAAAUCUUGACAAAUGUGACACUGUGUCACAAGUGAAUUUGUAUGGAAAAAGAAACUUUUCCACCAUGUUUUUUUCUUCCUAAUGUUUUAUGACUAGAUAAUUGUCUCUUUGCUUUUUUUGAUUGUGACUAUGCCUAGACUUGAUAGUCCUGGAAAAAGGGACGCCUUGGUGUUUAACGCAGCCUUAUCUCUGUCUUCAAGCAGCUACUUGUUCUUACCUGCCUUCAAAAAAUCUGCAAUGCAGUGCAACUGCUAUAUAAUUAUCUUCUGGAUUUCUAUUGUUAUUUUUUUUUUAAAACAGCUAAAGUUAGUUUACUUCAGUAACUUGGUUCACUGAGUAGAACACAAUAUAUAGAUUAUUGAAACACAGACUGAUGUUCAGAUAUCUAUGAUUAAAUAUGUAUUUGAAUCUGAAUGUGACAUUUUUUUCACAAUUUGUCAUGUUACAAACUUCAUUUGUUUUUAUUUUUUGAAUGUAUCUUCUUGGGAUUUUGUGUGAUAGCACAACAUUAAGUUGUAUAUAAUUGUAAAGAGAAAGGAAAUUAAAACCUUAUCAAAAUACAUUUGUAUGCCACCCCCUGAACCAACCAACUGGAGAAUGACCUUUUGCUGCAGUUACAGCUGCAAAAUCUUAGGGGCAUGUUUCUCUCAGAUUGCAGAUAAAGAUAUUUACAUUUUUUGUAUUUUCUUUCUAAAAUAGCUAAAGUUCAGUCAGAUUGGAUUGAGUAUGUCUUUGAACAGGAAUUUUAAAAUAUUGCCUGAGAUUCUCAGUUGAAUUUAGGUCUAGACUUCAUAAAUAUACUUUGGUUGAAACCACUCUAUUGGGUCCCUGUCUGUAUAUUUAGGGUCAUGGUCCUCCUAGAAGGUGAACUUCAACCCCAAUCUCAACUAAUCUACAGCCUUUGACAGGUUUUCUUCCAGGGCUGCCCUUUAUUUAGCUUCAUCCAUCUUUAGUGAGCCUUCCUGUUCUGCUGAAGAAAAGCUUCCCCGCAGCAUAAUGCUGCCACCACUAUGUUUUCUGGUGGGUACAGUGUGUUCAUGGUGCAGAGCAGUAUUAGUCUUUUUUCCACACACAUAUCAAUUCACAUCAUUCAAGUGUCAGAGUAGCGGGGACUGAAUAAAAAUGCAUGCCAUACUUUUCAGAUUUUUAUUCAUGUAUCUUUUUCCAUCCACUUUGUGCGAAAAACUCAAGAAAAUACAUGGAAGUUUGUAGUUUUACAUGACAUAAUGUUGAAAACUGCAAGGAGUAUUGAUAUGUUAGCAAGGCAGCACAUCUGAGUGGAUAAUAUUAAAAUGAAUUUAAUUGAUUUUGCCGUUUUAUUGAUGCUGCAUGAAUAAACUGAAUAGAAUAGAAUUGAAUGUAUUGCUUUGUGCAAAGCCAAAAAUUAAAACAACUGAGAUUUCUUAUCCCUUGGAUAACUCGGUCUUUUUAAAUGCUCUUUAAUAAAAAAUGUUU